UUAAUGUUCUCCCUAGUACCGCUAUCAGCUUGAAUUUUUCCCAAUCAAACCUCACUGUCGCAUUUGAAUCCAUCCAGUUUGAUGCUCAUAACUCUCUCGCAAUGGCAAAGAAACCGGUUAUUGGCCUUUUAGGCGGUGGGCAGCUGGGGCGGAUGCUCCAGGAACAAGCCAUGCUGCUCGGCAUUGAGAUCGUGGUGCUCGACGAAGACAACUGCCCUACACGGCAGAUAAACUACAACCACAAGCACGUCACAGGUUCCUUCAAGGAUCCGGAAAGGAUCCGCGAGCUCGCCAGGAGUUGCGACGUUCUCACAGUCGAGAUCGAGCAUGUCAACACCGAGGUCCUGGAAGAGAUCGCCACCAAGGGUGUCGAGGUUGGUGGCCAGAUGAAGAAAGUGCCCGUGCAUCCGUCGUGGGAAACCCUGCGCCUGAUCCAGGACAAGUACCUCCAGAAGGAGCAUUUUGGAAAGGCAGGCAUGCCUAUUGCGCCGCAAAUGUCCAUCGACUCUGGGCCAUCUAUGCUGGACUCGCUACAGAAAGCUGCCAAGACAUUCGGAUUUCCGUUCAUGCUAAAGGCCCGAAAGGGGUCCUAUGAUGGCCGCGGUAACUUUAAAGUAAGCGGCGGAGCGGAUUUUGAGGAGGCGAUUUGCGAUAUGGGGAAGCUGUCCCUUUACGCUGAAAAGUUUAUGCCCUUUAAACAUGAGCUGGCUGUCAUGGUUUUAAGAACGGAGGACGACGAGGGUAAACUGAAGGAUGUCUAUGCUUAUCCAGCAGUCAAGACUGUCCAUGAGGACAGCAUCUGCACCAAGGUCUUCUACCCUCCGCCACAAGUGCCAACAGACGUAUGUGAGAAGGCAAGGAAGGUGGCUUCCGAUGUUAUUCGGACGCUAAAGGGUAGAGGUGUCUUUGCUGUUGAGAUGUUCCUCUUGGAAGAUGAUAAACUGGUGAUUAAUGAGGUUGCUCCAAGACCUCACAACUCCGGCCACUACACAAUCGAAGCUGUGCCAUCUAUGUCCCAGUAUAGAGCACAGCUUUACUCUAUACUCGACAUUGUCCCUGCUUCUAUCAAUCUGCAGCCUCGGGUAUCAGGCGCGAUUAUGCUGAACAUACUGGGCGGUGCUCAGGAGGACUCUCAUGACUCGCUCGUCGAUCUGACCCAUUCGCUCUACAAUGAUGACAUGGACAUCUUCCUGCACCUGUACGGCAAAUCUUCUAAGCCUGGCCGCAAGAUCGGGCAUAUCACUGUCACCUCCUACUCUCCUGAUACGAAUCUCGAACAACUGGCAGGCCCCCUGAUCAAGGAGGUCGACCACAUCCGCCAGGACCGCCUCGAUGCUGCCUCAGCUCAGUUACGUCCCAACGCUCCUGCAACCUCUCAAGCGACCUCUUCAACCUCAUCCCGUGACACCAAGAACCCCCUGGUAGUUGUCACAAUGGGCUCCGACUCGGACCUCCACGUGCUCAAGGGCGCAUUCGAGAUUCUCGAGCACUUCGGCGUGCCCUACGACUUCACCAUCACCUCGGCCCACCGGACGCCCCACACCAUGAGCGAGCUGGCCAAGUCCGCCGCGGGGCGGGGCAUCCGCGCCAUCAUCGCGGCGGCCGGCGGCGCGGCGGCGCUCCCCGGCAUGCUCGCCUCGGAGACGACGGUGCCCGUCAUCGGCGUGCCCGUCAAGGCGACGCACCUCGACGGCAACGACAGCCUCCUGAGCAUCGUGCAGAUGCCGCGCGGCUGCCCCGUCGCGACGGUGGGCAUCAACAACUCGACAAACGCUGCCCUGCUGGCCGUCCGCAUCCUGGGGUCUAGCGAUGCGGGGUACAGGCAGGCGAUGGCGGACUACAUGCAGGGGAUGAGUGACGAGGUUGAGGUCAAGGCCGCGAGGCUGAAGGAGAUUGGAUGGAAGGCGUAUCUGGAGAAGAAGUAAGGAGGUAGGCCGAAGGCCAUUAGCGCAGUGCUGGUGGGUUGUUGGCGAUAAUGGGCCGGGAUGACACCAGCACUCAUUUAGAGCUCUAGAUUCAGACAGACAUUUUGAAUGAUACCAAGGCUGUCUACUGGUAUCCUUACUUGCGAGACACGAUGGUGUAAAGCUCUUUGGGUAAUGUGGAGAGUGUGCGAUUUUUUUUGCAAGUCAGGGGCUUACUAGUCGACGAAGGUGAUGAGGUGGAUGCCUGUGUCUUUGAAGGGUUGGUGAACAAGCUCACGAAUGAAACGAGAGUAACUGGGAGUUACACCUUAAUCUAAGGGCUAUGGAGGCCAGGGGUUUCACCUUCAAUUUGAAGAACUUGUCUCUGCGGGCAGGGGCAUUUGGCUAUUCUGGACAGGGGUUCCGGG
Molecule: messenger RNA, 2332 nt
Organism: Phialemonium atrogriseum
Lineage: Eukaryota; Fungi; Ascomycota; Sordariomycetes; Cephalothecales; Cephalothecaceae
Exons: 3
Coding region: 102-1925 (607 amino acids)
Biological process (GO): 'de novo' IMP biosynthetic process
Molecular function (GO): ATP binding; phosphoribosylaminoimidazole carboxylase activity; metal ion binding
Source: RefSeq, a predicted model, not a curated record